Molecule: messenger RNA, 2797 nt
Organism: Prionailurus viverrinus (fishing cat)
Lineage: Eukaryota; Metazoa; Chordata; Mammalia; Carnivora; Felidae
Gene: C1QTNF3
Product: C1q and TNF related 3
Exons: 6
Coding region: 79-1038 (319 amino acids)
Molecular function (GO): protein binding
Source: RefSeq, a predicted model, not a curated record
UCUCAUCUCCAGCCCUGGCAUCUGCCCGAGGAGCCUCGCCCGUCUUCUCCGGGAGGCUCUGGGGCUCUGUUGACAAUCAUGCGCGGGAGGCAGCUCGUCUGUUGGCACCUGCUGGCUUUGCUUUUCCUCCCGUUUUGCCUCUGUCAAGAUGAAUACAUGGAGGUGAGCGGAAGAGCUAAGAAAGUGGUGGCGAGAAUAGUGCAAAGCCACCAGCAGACUGGCCGUAGCGGCUCCCGGAGGGAGAAAGUGAGAGAGCGGAGCCAUCCUAAUACUGGGACUGUGGAUAAUAACACUUCUGCAGACCUAAAAUCCCUGAGACCGGAUGAGCUACCGCACCCUGAGGUAGAUGACCUAGCCCAGAUCACCCCAUUCUGGGGCCAGUCUCCACAAACCGGAGGACUGCCCCCAGACUGCAGCAAAUGUUGCCAUGGAGAGUACAGUUUCCGAGGCUACCAAGGACCCCCUGGACCGCCCGGACCCCCUGGCAUUCCAGGAAACCAUGGGAACAAUGGCAAUAAUGGAGCCACUGGCCAUGAAGGGGCCAAAGGUGAGAAAGGAGACAAAGGUGACCUGGGGCCACGAGGGGAACGGGGGCAGCAUGGCCCCAAAGGAGAGAAGGGCUACCCAGGGAUUCCCCCGGAACUGCAGAUUGCAUUCAUGGCUUCUCUGGCAACUCACUUCAGCAAUCAGAACAGCGGGAUUAUCUUCAGCAGCGUUGAGACCAACAUUGGAAACUUCUUUGACGUCAUGACUGGUAGAUUCGGGGCCCCAGUAUCAGGUGUGUAUUUCUUCACCUUCAGCAUGAUGAAGCACGAGGAUGUUGAAGAAGUAUAUGUGUACCUCAUGCACAAUGGCAAUACAGUCUUCAGCAUGUACAGCUAUGAAACAAAGGGGAAAUCGGACACAUCCAGCAACCAUGCAGUACUGAAGCUGGCCAAAGGGGAUGAGGUUUGGCUGAGAAUGGGCAAUGGCGCUCUUCAUGGGGACCAUCAGCGCUUCUCUACCUUUGCAGGCUUCCUGCUCUUUGAAACCAAAUAAAUAUAUGAAUAGACCAGCUCUACUUUUGGGAAGACUUAUGGCUAAGCUGGUAUUGGUAUGAGCUGAAGGACAUUAGAGUUGAGGGUUCUACUCAGGAGCUCAGAAGAAGAAUCCACAAAAUUGUCUUCCCAAGUGACCUUGACUAAUAUACUCAGCACCUUUACUCUUCCCUAGGCACCUAAAAAAAAUUCCCUUCUUGAUAUAGGUUGGAAAUAAUUUUCCUCAUCAAAGAACUCAUUUGCAAAGAAUUUGGCUACUCCGUUUUUAAUUUAAUAGCAACUUUCGGGAAUUCCUGAGGUUUGAGGCUCAUCAUUCUUUAUAACGUUUCAAGGAAUAGGGUGCAGUGAUUAUGAUGGAGCCAGCAGGAGCAAGGGCACUUGCCAGGACCAAGUUACCAGAAACAUUUGUAAAGCCUAGACUGGGAAGUAACACUUUGAUCCAGUGGGUCAAUUUUUAUGAAUGAAGUAUAGAUAUUUUUAGUAACUCUAGAUAGCUUUAGAUAGGAAAAGUAUUCAUAAUGCCCAUAAAUAAUGGACUCCUCCUUUUUUAUAAGGAUACUGCUGUAAUUAAAUCUGGAUUUGUAAUGGCUUGUAUUUUUGGAUAUAAAAUUUUCUCAUGAUCCAAAAUUGAGUUUAUCAGGUCUGACUUAUUAUAUUGACUUUUUUUCCAUUGAGUUUCUUAGAUUAAAAUAGAUCUUUGUUGGUUCUGGCCUGCAGAACCAGUUGAGGUGAGCUUAGAUCCACAUAUACAGAUACAUGUGAAGUUCUCUCUCAAUUUAGAAAUUACCCCAAUAAACUUUACACACACUGACAUGUCAUUUCAAGGAAAUGUAAACUCAGUUAUAUACAGUCAAACUAAUGGAUGCAAAAUACAAGGGCAUUCCAUUUAGAAGACAUAAAAUAAAAUCUCUUAACCUUUUCAAAAAUAAAAAAUGAUAUGACUUCUUUGAUUACCAUAUUUAAGCAACAUUUAUAAAGCAGCUGUGCUCCUUGACUUUUGCCUAUCCCUCCCCAAAAGGGAUAAGUUCAGAAGAUAGUACCCCAAACUGGUUUCGUUUAAGCAAAGAAAGUAUCAUUGGAAUAUGUGUUUACCCUGAGGUCAAAUUACAUUUAAAAGGCACUAGAGAGAUGCCUUUCUGACAAAUAUCACUUAAUGAAUUCCCUUGGAAGCAAUUAGCCCUUGACUAAUUUUCUGUAACAAUUUUAAUUUCCACAAAAGCUUUUAAACUGUGGGUUUAAUUGUAUUGAUUACCCCCUACAGCUGGAAGCAGAGAGAAUUAAGUAAGGCUGCCCUAUUAACUAACUUAGUGGUCUCCUUGCUCCGUUCUUUGACCCUUUCUUUUGAUCUAUAAAUAUUUUAAAACUUUUUUCCUGACCAAUACAAGCAAUGCUAUUUUAAAGUGACUGGAUAUUAGCCAAAAUGUGCUUGACUGGUUGAUAAUGUCUUCGUGAUUUUGUGUGUAUGUUCCCUGCCAUCCCUAGAGCUGUGGGUGUUGAGGUUUACUAUUUCUAAACAUCAUAAAUAUUUUGUAAAAGUGUAUUGCCAAUAGAUAUUUGAAUUUUGCAUGUUGCCCAAAGAGAUUUCAUUUCUAAAGAACACAUACCAUUAACAAACUGCCUUAGAAGAAGACAUUGGCUUAGCUUUAGAUACAACUAAGGCAAGAAAAAUGUAAAAGCAUUGUGUGGAAACAAACAUACUUUUGUUAAAUGUACUGUUUUAUAAGGUCCUUAAUAAAGUUGAAUAGCCAUUUGAUUGUAAA